CUGCAUACAAAAAUAUCACGUGUGGCAAUGUCACUUGCCAAUUCCCACGUGUGAUGAAGUUUUUUAGUGAAUAAAAAUAUUAUUAAGUAACAGUUACAAUUAUUACGUGAUUUAUAAACACAAAACAUAUUUUAAAAUGGGAAAAUUCCGCUCUAAACUUAAGGGCCAGACCAAAGGAAAGCGUUGGCCGAAGGGCCAGAGCUCCAGCUCGAACCCUGAAACCCACAAAUACCGCGAUUUGGCAAAAUCCCGUUUCUUUCAAGAAAAUCUCGGCUCUAGUAAUUUGACUUCGGAAGCUUUACGCAAACACGAUGCUGUUCAAGCUUUCAAACCACGACCAGAUCCGGAACCUAUGGGCAUAGAUGAUGAUGUUGAAUCCUCAGUUGGGACCUACUCUUCGUACAAAACAAUGGAAUCUUUCGCCUCUGAAUGGUCAAGUUACAGCAACAUGUCUUUCACCCGCUUUUUGAAGGUGUUCAGGGCUGAUUCGGCGCUACAUAAGGAAAUGUUGGCCAUGCUGGCGGCGAUUAGUGAAGUUAUUAAGGAAAAUGGGGGGUCUGAAACACCCACAGAGUAUUACUGUUCUUUGAUAACUGCACUUGAACGUGUUUAUGAGUCAGAGGAGCGAAAUGAAGAUCAGUUGACUGCUGCUUUAGCUUUAUUAAACAUGGGGAUUAAGACAGUGCCUGAGCCUGUUUUACGCAGGACUUUUACUGAUUUAUCAGCGAAAGUUUUGCACAUUCUUAACGAUUAUGUGGAGAGUGAUAACAAUACCAUUAUCAAGUCCGUUUUUGGGAUUUUGGGAACGCUCUUGAGAAAACAAGAAUUGAUCAUUUGGACUAAUGAAGCAACAGUUAAAAUUUUUGCGUCAAUAUUGCCAUUUUGUCUUCACACAAAACCAAAAUGGCGUAAAGCGGCCCAACAAGCUGUUAUUUUGGUUGUGAAAUCGGAUUAUUUCAAUGGAAACACGAAUAUAGCGGCUGAUAAAAUCGCCGAGUUUUGUGAACAAACUUUAGACACUUGCAUGGGGGGAAAUUCGGGGGCUAUUCUAGUUUCCUCCGUGCAAGCAGGUCAAACGACUAUUUUACACACUUUAGGGUUACUAAAGGAGACUAUUUGUAAUUUUUCAAAGUCGCACAUGAAGAAAUCGUGCGAAAUUAUUUUGAGACUGAUGACUCUAAACUACCCUAUUGUAACAUCAUGCGGUUUGCAAGUACUCCACGCCCUUUUUUCGGCCCCAACAGCUGUGGUUCCCCCAAAAUUAAACGCUCAGUUGAUUUCGGCUUUGUACGAGUAUCAACCGGCUGCUGGUGAUGUGCAACCAACUCUCGCGUGGUUGGCGGUGAUGCAACAAGCGCAUGUCCAUUUGGCCGAUAUUGAUUUGGCCACGUCAUGUGCGGCUUUACCGAAGAUUUUCUCAACGAUUAGUCAGUUGUGGCUUUCGGAAAAGAGCGAAAUUAUGACGGCUGUCACUCAUGCGUUGGAAAAUUUACUAAAGGAUGCUAUUGGUCCAGCUUGUGUUACCAAAGAACAAGUGGAACAGUUUAGUUCGAAAAUCAGCAAGUGUUUUAGUUGUGUUGAAGCAGGCCUUGGGUACCAGUACCACACCGUGUGGCAUCAGGUUCUACAUUUGAUCGCAGUCAUGUUCGAGGUUGGUGGUCAAAACUGCAGUCACAUGCUCCUCAACUGUUUGAAAUCAUUAAGCGAAUUGAGAGAUUCGUACAAAUUCAGUUACAAUAACGAAUUGGAACAUGCAGUUGGGGCUGCAAUUAGGUCAAUGGGGCCUGAAACUGUAAUAAAUGUCAUAAGUUUAAAGAAGGACAACGGUGAUUUGAAUUUAGACAGGUCCUGGAUGCUACCUGUCCUAAAAGAAAACAUAAAAGCAUCAACUAUUGAGUAUUUCAUGAAGGGCAUUCUCCCAUUGGCUCUUUACUGUCAAAGACGAUCAGCACAACUGGCGGAAGCCAAUGAUGGGAUAGGCGCACACAGUUCUGAACUUCUUUACAUGCAAUUAUGGAACCUGUUGCCGUGUUUUUGCAACCACCCAGUAGAUAUUAAAGACAGUUUUAAGAGCAUAGCAAAAGUCUUGGGGACUGCAAUUUCGGACCGCAAGGAAUUGCGAUUAUCUGUAAUGGCAUCACUGCGUAAAUUAAUCGCAAGUGCUAAAGAAUCAGAAAAUCAAGAGGACAUUGACGAACUCGCCCGAUUCGAUAAAAAUUAUCUUCCUAUUUUAUUCAAUGUUUAUACCACCAAACCUAUGGGAAGUGACGAAGAGGGUCAAAGGUUGGCAGCCUUGGACACAAUCAAAGUCUAUUUAACAAUUGCCAAACCUGAACUCACUCAACAACUCCUAAACCAUGCAAUUGAACGACUAAAUAGUUCGUCGGAGGACCCUGAAGACUCUUUCAUAAAAGAGAGUAUCUUGGAUUUGAUUCGGGCUCUAGUACCGUAUCAACAAGUCGAGAAUAUUAAACUUUUAUACGAGCAAUGCGUCAAGCCUUUACCUGAGAUAAAAAGCAACAAAGAGCAAAAGAAAGCUUAUCGGUUAUUGGAAGAGAUAUGCGGGAGUGAGUCUGAAAGUUGCAAACAAUUUAUCAAAAACAAUCGAAAGGAAGUGCAAUCGUUGCUUUGGAAGUCGCUAGAAACGGCCGCUGUGUCGAGUAAGGGGGCCCGACUGAGGUGUUUGAAUUAUUUGAUCAAGGCCCAACCGCAGCUUGAGGCUGACAGUAAACUCAUCAAGAGGGUUAUACCGGAGGCUGUUUUGUCGUGCAAAGACAUCAAUGAGAAGACGCGGUAUAUCUCGUACGAGGUUUUGAAUACAGUGGGUGAAACCUUGCAACAACAUAAUCAGUUGGAUCAGUUUGUUGCGAUGGUUGUUGGUGGUUUGGUUGGCAAUGUGAAUCUCAUGAGUUGCAGUGUUUUGGCUUUGGCGUCAAUUCUUCACAAUUUUUCAGGGAGCCUUGGUCAAAGCAACAUUCAAUGGAUUUUGGAUAAAAUCACCGAAUUAAUGUCAUCGUCAACGAGAGAAUUAGUUGCGGCUUGUUUGAGUUUUAUUAAAGUGUAUUGCAAGUCGAUACCUAGUCCCAUGGUUGCUGGGUCACUACCACAAAUUAUCAAGGCUUUGUGUUCGAUGACGGAUGAUUGUAGUAGACAUUUCCGGUUGAAAAUUCGAGAUAUUUUAAAUAAGUUAGUGAGGAAAUACGGAAGUGAGUCUAUAGCGCCUUAUAUACCAGAAUCGAAUACUGUUAUGUAUAAAAGAUUGAGAAAUAUCCGGAAGCUACUUGCGAGAAAGAAGAGACAGAAGGAAGGAGAGAAAGAUGAGGAAGGAAGCGAGGAUGAGGAAUUUUUGGUCAAGGCGAAACCGAAAAGUGUUGAAGAAAUCCUGGCCGACUCCGACUCCGAAGUCGAAGACAUGGAGACCGACCAGCGCAAAAUCGUCAAAAGAAAACAACCAAGCACUUGGAUUACGGAAGAUCCUGAUUCAAUUGUUGACUUCACUGACCCCAACGUUGUUAGCAAAAUUACAGCGACGCAACCUGGCUCCUCAACCCCCUUCCAAGCUAAAAACCCCAAAUCGGAAAAAGACCGCGGUUUCAAAACCGCCCCCGACGGCAGACUCAUCAUCACCGACGACUCCUCUGACAGCGACACCGACAAGAAAAACAAAAUCGAUUUCGGUUCAGAUUCAGACUCGGACGUCGAUGAUAAAAGCGUCGCUGAAACUCUUGUUCUAAGCGAUAGGAAACGCAAAAGAGCGGCGAGUGUCAAGAGUGGAGUCAGCUCGGUAAGUCAGCCACCUGUAAAAUAUAAAACUGGAGGUAUUGGGAUACAUCGUUCGACAAGUGCGGCGUCGGUCCGCAGUGGCGCUAGUAGCGCCCCUGGGAGCGAGUAUAGAGGCAAAAGGGCCAAGGGUGAUGUUAAAAAGAAGGGGAAACCCGACCCUUACGCCUACUUGCCCUUGCGCAGGUCGGCGAUUAACAAAAGAAAAAAAUCGAAAGCAGCAGGACAGUUUAAGAAUAUCAUUAAGGGGGCCAAGGCGGGGGCCUUGAAGGGUGCCAAAGCUAAGAGAAAUAGGAACAAGAAUUGAUUUGUGUGAUUAUAAUAAAAAUUAAGCGCACUUUGGAUAUUUUUAUUCCAGACCUAGAAUUUCUACAAUAAUUGAGAAAAUAAUAGACCUUAAUUAUUGAUGUGAAUGUGAAAUAAAGAUUCAGUACUCACAAUUAAAAACUAUAUAAAAAAUCUCACUUUGUACAAAUAAAAUGUGGAAAAAAAUGAGAAUAAUUUGUUA
Molecule: messenger RNA, 4288 nt
Organism: Tribolium madens (black flour beetle)
Lineage: Eukaryota; Metazoa; Arthropoda; Insecta; Coleoptera; Tenebrionidae
Product: RRP12-like protein
Exons: 14
Coding region: 137-4087 (1316 amino acids)
Source: RefSeq, a predicted model, not a curated record